UUUCUCAACUAAUUUUUACCUAAUACAAGAAAAUCUACCAAACAUUUAAUGCAAGAUUACUUUCAAAGAUUUGCUGCCAUUUGUGCGGCUCCAUGUGCUGUGCUUUGCUGCUACUUUGCAGCCUUUCAUUUGGAUUUGCAUUUGCAUUUCAUUUUGGCCUCAUUUCAUCAGCAUUUGCAGCUUCGUUUGCUGCACUUUGCUGCUGCUCUUGCUUUCUUUUCAUUUGCUGCUCUUGGUGCAGCUUUCACACCACAACUCCAACAAUUAUCCGCGUCGGACCCCAUUAGGGGGGAAGCUCUCCCAGCGCCUGUUUCUCCAUUCACAAGACUCGAACUCGAGACCUUGCUUAAGGGGAACCGAGCUCCUUCCACUCGGCCCAACAGAUCGUUGGUAUCGAACUUCAGUAUCUGUCUCUUGUUUUGGAAAGCUUUGGAGGAUUUGAAAGAGGCUUAGCUCAAAUCAUGUCCGCAAUGUCUAAGCCUAAGCCAGAACUUUGUUUAGGUUCGUCUUGGUAUAUUGUAGAUCAUAUGUUCUUGGAAGAUUUUAAUUCUCAGAUUUCGUAUUAGAUAAAUUUUUUAACAAUAUAAGCCUUUCUGUAUCGGCGGGUUUGAGCUUCCCUGUUUUGGCACUUGGUAAUAAGAUUAGCAAGUCAGG
Rubroshorea leprosula is the source of this 654-nucleotide messenger RNA. The record is from the annotation of a GenBank genome assembly. Lineage: Eukaryota; Viridiplantae; Streptophyta; Magnoliopsida; Malvales; Dipterocarpaceae.